ACGUAACACUGCGUACAACCAGCAAACAUAAUAAAAACCACAUGAGUUUUAAUUGUUGAAAUAUAUUCUUACAGUUAUAUCUACCAAAUUUUGCAUUGUUUCUUUUUUGUUUGAACAUUGUUUAGUCAAUAAUUCAAAUAUGUUUUCAAUCAACGUUAUGAGCCAAACAUGCAGACGUAUGACCCGGCUUUCUUCUGUUAGAUUUAACUCUGGUGCAGUCACUGAGACAACUGCUAUUGAAAAGACAAUAAAUCAGGUUCAAUUGUUGGGAAGAGUUGGUGCUGAUCCACAAAAACGUGGAAGUGAACAACAUCCAGUUGUUGUAUUUUCAUUGGCAACACAUACAAACUACAAAACUGAUGGAGAACUCACACAGAAAACAGAUUGGCACAGAGUAUGUGUUUUUAAGCCAAAUUUACGUGAAGCUAUUUACCAACAUUUAACAAAAGGUCAACGAGUUAUGGUUAAUGGUCGUUUGAGUUAUGGUGAAAUUAAAGAUGAUUCAGGAAUGACAAAACCUACAACAGCAAUUAUUGCUGAUGAUAUUGUAUUUUUCCAACGUAAUUAAAUUAUUUUAUUAAAUAUAAAUUCAUAUUCAUUCGCACUAAGCUCUAUAUGUAUAAAGUUUUCGAUGUAAGGUUUUGACUUUCUUCAGUUGGUUACAAA
Aphidius gifuensis is the source of this 666-nucleotide messenger RNA. RefSeq names its product single-stranded DNA-binding protein, mitochondrial (gene mtSSB). The record is from RefSeq and is a predicted model, not a curated record. Lineage: Eukaryota; Metazoa; Arthropoda; Insecta; Hymenoptera; Braconidae. The transcript has 4 exons. Bases 140 to 568 code for a protein of 142 amino acids. Gene Ontology annotation, molecular function: single-stranded DNA binding. Gene Ontology annotation, cellular component: mitochondrial nucleoid. Gene Ontology annotation, biological process: mitochondrial DNA replication; positive regulation of helicase activity.